GUGCAGAUAUGGCCAAGUCCAAGAACCACACCACGCACAACCAGUCACGGAAAUGGCACAGAAAUGGCAUCAAGAAGCCCCGGUCACAAAGAUACGAAUCUCUUAAGGGGGUAGACCCCAAGUUCCUGAGGAACAUGCGCUUUGCCAAGAAGCACAACAAGAAGGGCCUGAAGAAGAUGCAGGCCAACAACGCCAAGGCCAUGAGUGCACGCGCCGAGGCUAUCAAGGCCCUUGUCAAGCCCAAGGAGGUCAAGCCCAAGAUCCCAAAGGGUGGCAGCCGCAAGCUCAAUCGACUUGCCUACAUCGCUCACCCCAAGCUCGGGAAACGUGCUCGUGCCCGCAUUGCCAAGGGUCUCAGGCUCUGCCGGCCAAAGGCCAAGGCCAAGGCUCAAUCCAAGGCCCAGGCUGCAGCUGCAACUCCUGCUCCAGCUCCUGCUGCGGCUCAGGCUCAGGCUCCCAAAGGUGCCCAGGCCCCCACAAAGGCACCAGUGUAGAGCCUUCCAUCUGCCAGUGUGAGGGUAGAAGGACUGGUGUGACCCCUGGGCUUCUAUCUGCAUGGGGCUGGUGUCCUCCUGUGCUAUUUGUACAAAUAAACCUGCGGCAGGAUCUGUCA
Panthera uncia (snow leopard) is the source of this 613-nucleotide messenger RNA. It is a transcript of the gene RPL29, whose product is annotated as ribosomal protein L29. NCBI's taxonomy places the organism in Eukaryota, Metazoa, Chordata, Mammalia, Carnivora, Felidae. The transcript is spliced from 3 exons. The record is from RefSeq and is a predicted model, not a curated record. Gene Ontology annotation, molecular function: structural constituent of ribosome. The coding region runs from base 9 to 494 and encodes 161 amino acids. Gene Ontology annotation, cellular component: cytosolic large ribosomal subunit; ribosome. Gene Ontology annotation, biological process: cytoplasmic translation.